AUGCUCUUUCACGUUCCUCAUAAACAGGCUCCAAUCAAAGCAAGCAGACUUGCUGAGGCUGCAGCUAAAGAAAUUAUUCGGAAAAAUGAGAGUUAUACACUAGUCUCUGAUGAUGAUGAGGAGGAUGACCCAGUUCCUAUGAAGAAAGUCAAAAAGGAAAAGAAACGCCAAUUUCGAAAAAAGCAGCAAUCUUCUGAAAGCAGUUCCAGUGAAUCUGAUGUGAAUUUGGAGAGACCUGAUGACCGUGAUCUAAGCAAUAGUGAGAGUGAAGAUGAUAUGGAUGAAGAAGAAAAGGAAAGACUAAGAGAUUUGGAAGAAAGAGAUGCUUUUGCCACACGACUUCGGGAUAAAGACAAAGAAAGAACACGACAUGUCAUGUCAAAGUCUGACAGAAAGGCUUAUGAAGAAGCCAAGAAACGGUUACAGAUGGAAACUCAAGACAAACAGAAAAUGGUACCAGAACUGCGUAAGAAAUCUCGCAGAGAAUACUUAAAGAAGCGACAAAAUGAUAAACUGGAAGAAUUGGACAUGGCAAUUAAGGAUGAAGAAUAUCUUUUUGGGGAUUUAAAUCUAACAAAAAGAGAAAAGGCAGAGAUUGAAUACAAGAAGAAAGUAUUGCAAUAUGCCCAACAACACCGAGCUGCCAGAGAAAUAGAAAAUGUAGAUCGUUAUUACAUGCCACGAGAUGAUGUGAAACCAAAUGAGAGCUAUGUGGAUGAUCCAACUGAAAAAGGUCCUAACCAUGAACAGAAACGUUGGGAAGAAGAACAUCUACAUGCUGCUAUGAUGAGAUUUGGAGCAAAGGAUGCCAAGGAAAAGAACAAAGACAAAACCUAUGAUUUCAUAAUGGAUGAUGAAAUUGAAUUUGUGCAAGCACUCAAGAUGCCAGGUUCAAUAAAAGAGAAAAAGGAAGAAGGCAUUGAAUCCACUCUUUCUCAAGCUGAAAUUAAGAAAAUGUCCAUAGCCGAAACACGCAAAUCUCUUCCAAUUUAUCCAUUCCGAGAAGACUUGAUGCAAGCUGUUGCAGAUCAUCAGGUACUUAUUAUUGAAGGAGAAACAGGUUCAGGAAAAACAACACAGAUUCCACAAUAUCUUUAUGAAACAGGAUAUUGUAAAAAUAAAUUAAAGAUUGGCUGCACCCAGCCAAGGAGAGUUGCUGCCAUGUCUGUAGCUGCUCGUGUGGCUGAAGAGAUGAGCUUCAAGUUAGGAAAUGAGGUUGGAUACAGUAUUAGGUUUGAGGACUGCACAUCUGAGAGGACUGUGCUCAAGUAUAUGACUGAUGGAAUGUUGCUGCGAGAAUUUCUCAGUGAACCUGACUUGGCCAGUUACAGUGUAAUAAUUGUAGAUGAAGCUCAUGAGCGAACUCUUCAUACAGACAUCUUGUUUGGUUUGGUUAAAGAUGUUGCUCGUUUCAGGCCUGAUUUGAAACUUCUUAUUUCAAGUGCCACCCUUGAUGCCCAAAAAUUUUCAGAGUUCUUUGAUGAUGCUCCCAUUUUCCGAAUUCCAGGAAGGCGAUUUCCGGUGGACAUUUUUUACACAAAAGCUCCAGAGGCUGAUUAUCUGGAUGCUGCAAUUGUUACUAUUCUCCAAAUUCAUGUCACCCAACCCAUUGGAGAUAUUUUAGUCUUCUUCAGUGGACAAGAAGAAAUUGAAACAGCACAAGAAAUACUUCUGGAACGAACACGUAAACUUGGUUCCAAGAUCAAAGAGCUGAUUAUCUUGCCUGUCUAUUCUACAUUGCCAUCAGAAAUGCAAGCCAAAAUCUUUCAGCCUACACCUCCAGGUGCCAGAAAGAUUAUUCUGGCUACAAACAUUGCUGAGACAUCACUGACUAUUGAUGGCAUUAUUUAUGUUAUUGAUCCUGGCUUUUGUAAGCAGAAAAGUUACAAUGCACGUACUGGAAUGGAAUCCUUGGUUGUCACUCCAAUUUCUAAAGCUUCAGCCAAUCAGAGAGCAGGACGUGCUGGUCGUGUUGCUGCAGGGAAAUGCUUUCGUCUUUACACGGCUUGGGCUUAUAAGAAUGAAUUGGAAGACAACAGCAUUCCAGAAAUUCAACGAACAAAUCUGGGCAAUGUUGUGUUGUUACUAAAAAGUUUGGGGAUUAAUGAUUUGAUACAUUUUGAUUUUAUGGAUCCCCCUCCACAUGAGACUCUUGUGCUGGCUCUGGAACAACUUUAUGCACUUGGGGCCCUCAACCACAAGGGUGAGCUUACCAAGUUGGGACGAAGAAUGGCUGAAUUCCCUGUUGACCCAAUGCUAUCCAAAAUGAUUUUGGCCUCAGAAAAGUUCAAGUGCUCUGAAGAGAUCCUCACUAUCACAGCCAUGUUGUCUGUGAACAAUGCUAUCUUCUAUCGACCUAAGGACAAGAUUGUCCAUGCAGACACAGCUCGCCAAAACUUCUUUGUCCAAGGAGGUGACCACCUAACUUUACUCAACAUCUACAAUCAGUGGGCUGAAACUGAAUAUUCUACACAGUGGUGUUAUAAUAACUUUAUUCAAUAUCGAUCAAUGAAACGAGCAAGAGACAUUAGAGAACAGCUUGAAGGACUGGUGUCUCGAGUUGAGAUUGAGCCAACUUCAAACCCUGGUGACAAUAUUGCUAUACGCAAGGCAGUCACAGCUGGAUUUUUCUACCAUACAGCUCGGCUGAGCAAGUCAGGCUCUUAUAAAACUGUGAAGCACCAACAAACUGUGAUGAUUCAUCCAAAUAGUAGCAUGUUUGAGAACCAUCCUCGAUGGGUUAUCUAUCAUGAGCUUGUAUUAACAACUAAGGAAUUCAUGAGACAAGUGAUUGAAAUAGAAAACCAGUGGCUGUUAGAAGUGGCUCCUCAUUAUUAUCGGAGUAAGGAUCUCGAGGAUAAUUCAGGAAAGAAACUGCCAAAAAAUACAGGCAAAGCAAGGGAAGAAAUCACACGAAAAUACUGA
Messenger RNA from Acanthosepion pharaonis, 2925 nucleotides. The record is from the annotation of a GenBank genome assembly. NCBI's taxonomy places the organism in Eukaryota, Metazoa, Mollusca, Cephalopoda, Sepiida, Sepiidae.